Messenger RNA from Aphanomyces astaci, 381 nucleotides. RefSeq lists its product as hypothetical. The transcript is spliced from 2 exons. Bases 1 to 381 code for a protein of 126 amino acids. Lineage: Eukaryota; Oomycota; Saprolegniomycetes; Saprolegniales; Verrucalvaceae. The record is from RefSeq and is a predicted model, not a curated record.
AUGACAACUGCCGCCGACUCGGCCUUGCCGGCAUGGAGAAUGCCGUCGAGCCAGGACUUCCUGAAGAUGAACAUCAUAUAUGAGUCCUUUGACCAAGAUGCGUCGAAUGUGGACGACGUCAGCUCCCUUUUCUCUGCUUUGGAGCAACCCCAUCAUCAUGCGGCGCAAGACUCGUCGCAACAACAAUCUCGGAAGCGAUCUCGUUCGUCCAAGUCCAGUCGCGACGAUGAUGCCGACAGCCGCCACGUGGACGAUAUAUCGGCCAUGUUCAGCAAGUUGGAAGCUGAACGAAACGAUUCCACCGAGAACAACAACACUGCGACCGCGGGGAAUUGCCUGCUGCCACCGCCAUCGACGACGUACAAGAAAACGAGUGUGUAG